UGCUACAAAAUGUAUUGAGUGAAUUCGAGUGAGAAAAAUACAACAACAACGAAAACCAGAUUAAAUUGUAAUUUAUUUGUUUCGAAACAUUCGAAACUAAUUUGUUAUUAUUUUGAAAAAAAAAUUUAAUUUUUUAAAUAAAAAUGACCGACGAUAUUUGUGAAUCAUGGGAAGAUGUUGAUGUUGAUAAAAUUGUGAUCAAACCUUACAAAAAACCAACCUAUUCGAGUAUAUUGGCAGCAAAUGCAAUAAAUAAUGAUUCAAGCGGUUGUACUGUUAACGUAAUCAACAAUAUUGCUUCCAACGAUAAUUUCGACUUGCCUUUUAGUAACAAUCAAAGUUUGAAUGGCGAAUCAUCAUCAUUUCGAAUUAUACAACGAGUGUCCAAUAAUGUCGAUGACAAUGAUAAUAAUUCACCAUUCACAAAUCAACCGAAAAUUAUUCUUGAAGAUGAUAAUACUAGAACAAAAUUUGUUAAAGGUUUACGAAUAUUAAACAGGCCGAAUAAGAAUGCUGAAAUGGGAAAAAAUGAAACCAAAGCAAAUGAAGCAGAAAAUAUACAUGAAAAAUUAAAGAAAAGUUUUAAAGAAAAACAAGCAGAAUAUGCAAAAGCAAGAUUAAGAAUUCUAGGUGAAGUAAUGCCUGAUGAAGAUUUAGUGUUCAAUAUGACUGCAGCUAUGGAUUUGAACAAACAAAAUCCAGAAAUACAGUCAACAACAAUAACAUCAGAUACCUUUUCCAGUAGCAAUAAUAAUAAUAAACAACCAUUAUUGAAUUUAAUUCGAACAAACAAUGAAAACGAUGGACAGAAUCGAAUCAUUCGUCAACCAAUUGGACCAGAUGGAACCAGAGGUUUUCACCAUCAUCAUGAAAAAUAAUUAUAUAAAAAAA
Dermatophagoides pteronyssinus (European house dust mite) is the source of this 891-nucleotide messenger RNA. RefSeq lists its product as uncharacterized. The record is from RefSeq and is a predicted model, not a curated record. NCBI's taxonomy places the organism in Eukaryota, Metazoa, Arthropoda, Arachnida, Sarcoptiformes, Pyroglyphidae.